UCCUCCUCCCCUCAGGAAGUAAAGUCCACUGGCAGGAGCGCCUACAUUGGCUCUCACUCUGGGCUCUUACAGUGCUUGCUUGUUUUCACAGUGGAGCAGAAUGUAAUGCCUUAGAAAAACAGCAACAUUCUGGAAAAUUGUAUCAUUUAUUUUUCUUCCCAGAUUGCCUCAAGACUGUGGGGGACUCCCUUGCUGAACACCGCAUCAAAGGGAUCUUCUGCCUUUAACACAAACGAAGCAUCAUGCUGAAGAGGGAGAAGGUCCGACGUUACACGAAACCCCUGGAUGGAGGCUGGGGAUGGAUGGUUGUGUUUCAUUUCUUCCUGGUCAAUGUGUUUGUGAUGGGGAUGACCAAGACUUUUGCAAUCUUCUUUGUGGUUUUUCAAGAAGAGUUUGAAGGCACCUCUGAGCAAAUUGGUUGGAUUGGAUCAAUCAUGUCGUCACUUCGUUUUUCUGCAGGUCCCCUAGCUGCCAUUAUUUACGACAUAAUUGGAGCGAAAACUGCCUCAAUUUUGGGGGCUCUCCUUGUGACUGGUGGAUAUCUGAUCAGCAGCUGGGCCACAAGCAUUCCCUUCCUCUGUGUGACUAUGGGAUUUUUACCUGGUUUGGGUUCUGCUUUCUUGUACCACAUGGCUACCGUGGUAACUACAAAAUACUUCAAAAAACGAUUAGCUUUUGCUACAGCGAUUGCCCGUUCAGGGAUGGGACUGACGUUUCUGUUAGCGCCCUUUACAAAAGUCCUGUUAGAUCGCUAUGACUGGACAGGUACGCUUGUAUUAUUUGGAGCUAUCGCAUUGCAUUUGGUGCCUUCUAGUAUGCUCUUAAGACCCACAGAUAUCAAAAGCGAGCACGAUUCUGACGAAGAUAAAGGUAGCAGUUUGUCUGCAAGUGGCCCAGAGGCAGCACACGGGAGAGAAACAUCGUGCUGCAGCGAGAUUCAAGAGUCUACCAGGGGAGACAGUACUAUGCAGAAGGCUGGACAACCUGAUGCACAGUUCACAGUCUCACAAAACCACAAUGAAGAGUUCAAUAAAGGACCUAACAGGAACAGACUAAUCCUAAGAACUAAUGAAGAAAACUAUGAGAAAGAGGCUAGUUCAUGGAGGUGCAAACAAAAGCUCUUCUAUAUUUCUCUUCUUAAGAAUCCUUUCUUCUACAUAUUUACAUGGUCUCUUCUCCUCAGUCAGCUGGCCUAUUUCAUCCCUACCUUUCACCUGGUAGCCAGAGCCAAAACCCUGGGGAUCGACAUGAUGGAUGCAUCCUACCUCGUUUCUGCAGCUGGUAUCAUUGAGUCAGUCGGUCAGCUUGUCUCUGGAUGGGUUGCUGAUCAAAACUGGAUCGCCAAGUAUCAUUACCACAAGUCUUACCUCAUCCUCUGCGGCAUCAUUAACCUGCUUGCUCCUUUAGCCACCACAUUUCCACUACUUAUGACCUAUACCAUCUUCUUUGCCAUUUUCUCCGGUGGUUACCUGGCAUUGAUACUUCCUGUACUGGUUGAUCUGUCCGGGAAUUUUAUGGUACACAGAUUUUUGGGUUUUGCCUCUUUCUUUGCUGGGAUGGCUGUUCUUUCUGGACCACCUCUGGCAGGCUGGUUACAUGAUUAUACCCAGACAUACACUGGCUCCUUCUACCUCUCGGGCGCAUGCUACCUACUCUCUUCAGUGUCCUUUUUCUUUGUGCCACUGGCUGAGCAAUGGAGAAACAGAAAGAGAGAGGACUGCAAUCAAGUGAGUGCUUAACAAAAGAAAAUCUAAACUAAUAAGUCACUGAAAACAGAAGCAUGGAAGUAAAGUUCCCUCAUUUGUAAAAUGAGAGUGUAAACCAUUUUGCUUUAGCAUUCUGAGGAAUGUGUAACUGGCAGGAAAUCGGUGAAAGCAACUGCUUUAGAUAUUAAUGAAAAUCAGAAUGUACUGUAAUAAUAAAUUAACCAAACUCUCAAUUGUGUCCUGGUAAUUCAGUCACUAAAAUACGUGAAGAUGGAAAACAUUUCCUUGAAUUUAAAGCAGCAUUAAACAGAGCCACCGAACUCUGGAAUCUGAAUAUUAAAACGCUGUUUAGCGACUGGCAUGGUGUACACCCUCCCCAAAUAGUUGAUCUUUGCUUAUUAA
This is a messenger RNA of Phacochoerus africanus (Common warthog), 2108 nucleotides long. RefSeq names its product solute carrier family 16 member 4 (gene SLC16A4). NCBI's taxonomy places the organism in Eukaryota, Metazoa, Chordata, Mammalia, Artiodactyla, Suidae. Gene Ontology annotation, molecular function: monocarboxylic acid transmembrane transporter activity. Gene Ontology annotation, biological process: transmembrane transport; monocarboxylic acid transport. The record is from RefSeq and is a predicted model, not a curated record.